Molecule: messenger RNA, 6361 nt
Organism: Onychostoma macrolepis
Lineage: Eukaryota; Metazoa; Chordata; Actinopteri; Cypriniformes; Cyprinidae
Product: C2 calcium-dependent domain-containing protein 4C
Exons: 2
Coding region: 1375-2640 (421 amino acids)
Source: RefSeq, a predicted model, not a curated record
CAGAAAAUGUUCUUUUUUGUGUAAACUAUUCCUUUAACUGAUCCAAUGUGUAAUAAUAUAAAUAAUUCAGGAUUUUAAAGAUGUCAUAAUGUUUCGUUGUUUCUUUCUUGACAUGUGAGCUAGCCAUACGUUUGCAUGCACAGACCUGAAACUCUGCAGCUAUAUUUAAUCCGGGGAAAAGAUUGUAUGUCUGCUGUGAUUUUAACAUGCCUUUUCUCCAAUUAGCUGACUUUUGGAAAAGUUUUCAGCUUUUGCAUGAACAAUAUGGGUGUGCGUUUCCAUAGUACUCUCUCCAAGUUUCCAGGGAAACAACAGAUCAGAGAACAGCAAAUCAAACACAAUUAUACAUCAUCUCAGAGCACUAUUUAAUUCAAAACGCUUCUCUCUCACUGGCCAGCUAUAAGAUUCCACCAGUUGUGAAUAAUAGACAAAAAGGUCUAAUUGAUGAAGCACUUUGAAUGGUGCCUGUUGCAGCUCACUCACAGUUAUCCAUGCAUCAUGAUUUUCCUGACAGAGAGAUGUGGUUUUCCUGCAUGAGAAAUGGCACACUGCCCAUUUCUGAUUGAUUCAAUCAUGCUAUAUUCUGCUGUAUGCAUACUAUGUGAAGUAUGCAAUGCCUAUGCUACUUAUUUAGAAAUGUUUUGGACUGUUUUGGCUUGUAAACAGUUCUUGAUCUGUGCAUAUCUCUCCUACAGUAACUCACACAAGGUGACUUUUUCACAGCUGGAGAAAGCAAUAUUAUGCAGAGGGCUCAUAUUUUAGCUGAAAGCAGUGGUUUGACAUUAAUUGAUGGACUGGAGUGGUGUGGAUUACUUGUGGAUUAUUGUGAUGUUUUUAUCAGCUGUUUGGACUCACAUUCUGAAGGCACUUGGUGAGCAAGUGAUGUAAUGCUAAAUGGCCCGCAGGUAAGUAGCCUACUUUUUCAGAAAAUGUUCUUUUUUGUAUGAGCUAUUCCUUUAACCUAGUCAAUAUGUGCUCAUCUACUGACUAUUUUCAAGUUAUUUUUUGCAUAUAUUUUUAAAUAGAAUACAUAACAUGCCUGUAGUUUUUAGUAAGCAGUCUGUUCUGUUCCUGUUGUAUUCCUUAAGUAGUAGGCAGUAUACAGAAGGCUUUAAACAGUGCAGUAAGCAGUAUUCUAGUAUUCUAUUCCGAACUCACUGCGAGUUAUUGCAGAGUGGUGCGCGUUACCGUGCGCGCGCACGGUGCGCUAUUAAAGCCUCGAGUAGACGCGCAGUGCCAACAGACAGUUCUGUCCUGGAGUGAGAGGUGAGACGAGCAACAACUCAUGGAUUGAAGCGAGGACGCUUACUUCAGAUCCCGACCACAAACCACUUCACGGUGCAAUUGCACAUCUCUUCCAGACCUCGCUGAGAGAUGUGGCUGCUGGAAAAGAUCCGUGGUUCAGUGGAGGGAAACGUUCUCCGGCAGGGAGACUCGGCUGACAAACAGAGCAAAGCCACCUCCUACAGCAACGUCCUCACCCCUGACAAGAUUCCCGACUUCUUUAUUCCGCCCAAAUUGGUAUGCUGCCCCCCAGAGGAGGAGACGCCGGAAAUGAAGCCAAAAAACGGGCUCCAUUCUUCCACGUCCGAGCAGACCAUAUGCUGCAAGACGCCACAGGGCAGUCCACGCAGCCCGCGCCUCAUUAACAAGCUGGCUGGAGACACCAAGAACUUGCUCAAAGCUGCAAACCGCCACAUCAUCCAGAUUGAGAGCGCAGAUGACUUGGUGGUUGGGGAAGUGGGCGACCUCAACACAAACGCAGACCCCCAAUCCCAGACGGCCAUGUCCUUGCCCUACGUACCCAAAGCACAAACCUCCUAUGGUUUUGCCACGCUCAUGGAAAGUCCUCACACAAGACGUAAAGAGUCCCUCUUCCAUAGCGACCCCACAAGUCCGCUCACCUCGCCCAACACCCAACGCAGGUCGCAGGGUAACCACUUAAACCCCAGCGACUGUAACGUGUCCCAUUCCAACCCCUACCGGUACUUCAGCGGAGGGGAGAGCGACACUUGCUCCUCGGCUGAGUCCUCCCCAUUCAACUCCCCUCUGUUGUCUCGUUCCGCAUCCCUCCUCAAGAUGUUCACCCACGAAACCCAAGCCAAAGUGUCCCGGGCCAAGCGCUCCUUCGCCCGGCACAGCUCUCUCUCCACCGACGAGUGCAGCUCUGUGGAGACCAGCCCAAACAUUCAGAGGCGCUUACGUUGCCCUCCUUCUCCGGCAUUCCGAGGACGGAAACACGGAGGCAACAUGGAUCGCUUCAUGCAGCACACCGUCAACCUCCACAAAGGAGGAACUCUCCGCAUCUGCACAGACUACGAUAUCGACGCUGCCAGGCUUCACGUCCGCGUGCUAGCGGCUGAGGAUCUCUACGAUAAGCAGUACGAUGUGAAGAGCAUCAACUGUUGCGUGGCUCUGUACCUGAACCCGGGAAAGCUCCAGAAACAGCGAAGCACCAUUAUCAAGAACAGCCGCAACCCUGUCUUCAACGAGGACUUCUACUUUGACUCCCUUCCGGUUGCACAGGUGAAAAACCUCGCCAUCAAGAUGAAGGUAGUCAACAAAGGCACCAGUCUGAAGAGAGAUACCCUAUUGGGAGAGAGGGAGGUACCCCUGAAGGAGUUGCUUUCUGGGAUCUAGAGGUCAGAUUUCAUCCUCCAGACACACCAAUGCAGUCUUCACCUAACAGAACCAGACAAGGAAAUAUCCCAGCUUUGAUUUCGAGUCCUCAAAGUGAUUUGGUCCCUUUGGUUGUAGAACUCUCCAACUAACUAUUGCAGCUUCCCAACAUGUUUACCAGCAGUGAGAGUGUAUAGAUGUACAGUACUGUAUGUGAGAUAUUCUGUAAAUAUGGCCCAUGAGUGUACAGGCAUGCUUCGAUUGUAUACAUGUGAGUUUCCAGGGUUCGUGUUCGUGUUGAGACCAAUGUCUUCUCGGUUCCAGACCCUGCUGUGUCUCACUGUUGGAGACACCGAUAGAUAAAACAGCUCCCAUAUGGCGUAUCUUGACAACAAAAGCACAUUAUUGUAGACUGAAGCUUUGAAGUCACUAAAGGCCAGAUGCAAAUGCAUGCUUCAUCAGCCAUUUGAGCCUUAAAAUGAUGAGAAUGACAAAUAUAUAUUUGUCCCCAUAUUACUGUAAUAACAGUGUUUUGCCUUAUGCCUCUUUAAUUCCGCUCUUGAGACUGUGACAUUUCUUUCAAUCUCACUGUAAAACUGGACUUUUGAACGCUGAAUCUGUGCAGUUAAAAAACACCCUUCAGCCUUAUUGAGUGACAAGCUGCUCACUUUGAGUGACACGGGACUUUAGAGAGGGCGUGAUUCGUGAUUGGACAGAGCAUAUGACAUCAUCAUGAAUGUCAAGACAAUGUGAUUUCUGUAAAUAGAAAGCCCUUUUAAAUCUGCUUCUGUGUAGCUGUGUCUGAAAUCACUCUCUAUUCCCGACUAAAUACUACGCAGUUUGGAGAAAGAGUUCAAAAUACUACAUAAAAACAAUUGUGCCAAAAAUGACCAUUGGACAUGCUUGUGAUAAUGCUAUGGCAUUUUUUGCUGUAACUUGGAUAGGCAUGGGUUCUUGGGCACAUACCAUGGUUUUGACACUUACCAUGGUGAUUUAUAUAAAAAUGGUAAUCAUGCAGUACUGUAGUAUAUGUCAAAGUAUUGUAAUAUUGCAAUACCUGAUCUAAUACCAUUGCUUUAUCAUGGUAAUAUCAUCGUUUUUUGUGCAUGUACUGUGGAAAUACCUUGCUUUUGAACAAGUACCAUGCUGAUAUCAUGAAGUACCAUAUUUACAUGGCAGUCUAUACCCAUAUUUUUUCACAUGGCCCAAAUUUUUGGACAUGUAACCUGAAUAUAUCAUAGUAUUUUUUGAAGUGCCAUGAUACUGUGUAUGUCAAAAUAUUGCUUUACCAUGGUACUGUUUUUACAAGGGAUAUACUAGUAACCAAAAGUUGCACAGGUCAAACUGUUAUACCGAGGCUAUGCUAACAUACACAAUGCUUGCAAAGAAGUUUCUUCAGAACAACAACGUAUGUGUUUGUUUCUAAUGGACAUUAACGGUGCCCACUAGUGCCAUUUUAGCAUAAUUCUCAGGUUAGGGAACAUAUUGCAUUUUUGUAUGUGUGCGUUUUAAUUGAGUAAGUUGUUGACUUGCAACAGUUUAUGGUGCAUUGUGGGUAUCGUUUAGUAAAGUAUAAAAAUGUUCAAUAAGAUGUGGGGCAUCCCCCAGGAAAUAUGGCGUUUUUUUCAUACAGUGUUUAUGUUCAGAAAGUGUUCAGAUGAUUAUUCUUCUAUUAAAUAUGUGAGUUUUGGCAUGUUUAUAGUAGAUGUGUGUGUAGAUGUUUUCCAAUGGGAGAAGUUGCAUGGCCAAAUGUUCAAGCCUACGUGUUUUCUUUUCUAUUGUUAUUGAGUCAGAUGGUGAACAUGUAAAAUAUAACCUCGCAUCUUUUCUUCACAUCAUCCCCUGUAUUGGAUCCACAACACUAUAACGCUAUUUUGUAUAUCGUACUUGAUACUUAUUUUUACCACAGAGCAAAACAGUGACUGUACAUUUUUUCUCCAAUUUUGGACAUGUAUUUUUCUUAUUCAUUUUCUCCACCGGUAUUUUGAGAAAAGGGUGUUAAAUAAUAAUAGGCUGAAAUGAAAAGUGUCUUGAAAGGUUUAUAUCUUACAGUUAAAAAGCUGAAAAUGAAUUUUCACCUCACCCUACGGUUCCACAUAAAUAUUGUUGAUUAAAGCCGAGUCAGAUCAAUUUUGAGUUUAAAAUUACCCUUGUAUAAGACACUGUAAUGCGUCAUACAUGGCAAGCUCUUUGUUUGACCUAAAGAGUGUCCGGUAAUAUUCCUGAAAGCUCUUCAAUCAGGUUGCCGCACUCUUCGGUUCUUGAGUGGAUUCACACAAUUGUACCGCUAUUAGAAGUGAGACAGAUUGUCUCGCAGUUCUGGCUUCAGCUCAAGGUAACACAUCUGUGUGUUUUUGAUGAAUCAUUUGCAUAUCCUUAAGGGUGAAGUGUGUAAUUUAUGUGCCACAUGCGACACCAAAUGGAAUUGCCACUAGUUUUUCAUGUUUUGUUUUGUGAGUUAUUUCCUUGUGCAAAAGUUAUUAUUGGUUGCCACCUUUGGAAAUCAUUUCAGUCUUUUGAUUGAAGAUUUUUUUUUUUUUUUUGGAGUAACAUGCAGAUGAAUCAUGUCACAGUAGCAUGCAAAAAUUGGCCCAUUGUCUAUUGUCAGUAGUGUAGCGAUGCAUGAAGUACAGCUCACUUUCAAACCAAGCAUCUUUGUGGCAAAAGUGCAUGAUCACCUUUAACCUGUUGUGAAAUCUUCAUGGCUAAAUCUUUCUCCCACAUCCAAAAUUCCCUUUUAAAAUGCAAAAAUUCUAAACAUUAAGGCUCAGAAAGUGCAUUAAGAAAACAGUCAGUUUUCAUUUCAUCUUGACUUCAAUUGCUCUUUUAGAUUUAGUUUCAUGAUAUAGCAGGUGGCAUACAUUUGAAUGAUCAGUUUUAGUGCUAAACAGUCUUUCCCUUUAAAUGCAGUUAUUUUGGGUUUUCCGUUUGCCAUUUUUCUUUCAUUCAUUGAUUUGUACCUGAGCAUUUUUUGCUCUGUUGAGUUACCAUCUUUCAUCUUUCAUUGAAAGCACUUCCAUGUCACUUUUGCCAAGCUGAAAACAUAUUAUAUAUUAAAGGGGGAAAAAGCACUUUGAGCAAACGAUCUGCAAUUACAUGAAUCACUCCAUAUGUGCUUCAUGUGAAUUUUUCUCCACUGUAUACUUCCAGGGUACAAUGAUUCAUUUAUUAAAUUAUUUCCAUUUCUAUUUUCAGCUCUCUUUCAAAAAGGCCAAAUUAGAUUUCCCAUCAGAGCCACGUAGAAAACAGAAAGCCUUAUUCUUGUCGGAGACCGAGCUCUUUUUGAUUGUCAGAGAAUUCAAAUUAGAAGAUGAGAAAUAGAUUCCAGAAGGGAUUCAAUAUGGGGGGUGUUAAAUUACUUUAAUUUCCGUAACCAUCUUCCUGUGCGUGAGAUUAAAGUGUCUCGCACUUGUGUUUCAGAUAAGUCAUGGAAAAUGAAGUGCCUAUCCACUGUACUUGAUUCCCGCUCCUUCCCUGAGCCCGUCACCAGCCGCAGCGUUCCUAUGCAUGUGUACAUAAACACCCCUCACCUGUGAUGUGCCGUUUCAAACCCGGGAAAUCAACAUUCCUAAAUAGUGUGGUGUUUCGGCUUGUUGUUAUUCUGAAGACGGAUGUGGUUAUUUUUGUUUGUUUUAGCUUCUUUCCAGUGGUUUAUUCUCUCUCUGUAUCUCUUCUUCUUUUCCAGACUGAUUUUCUAUUCAUAACUUUACUGGAUCAUGCUGUUGCUUUGUCUAUUUUCUUA